AUGGCUGGCAGAGGCUCCGGCUGCGGCCUGCAGCCGCCGGCCGUAGCGCAGCCACCCAUCGGCGGUCACCUGUACCCCUUCGUGAGGGAGGCGGGCACGGAGAGCGAGGGGCCGGAGGAGGAGGGAGAAGUGUCGGAGCUGCGACCGCGGGGCAGGGAGAAGGUGCGGAGGAGCGCAUCGAGGGACAGGCUGGAUGAUAUCGUCCUGCUAUCUAAGGAUAUCGAGGAAGGGGACACUCUGAACGCCAUCGCACUUCAGUAUUGCUGCUCGGUUGCAGAUAUCAAGAGAGUUAACAAUCUUAUCAAUGAUCAAGACUUCUUUGCCCUGAGGUCCAUCAAAAUUCCUGUGAAGAAAUUCAGUGUGUUGACUGAAACACAUGUCUCUCCGAAAGGAAGACCUGUCCUUCGGCCUGCUUACUGCUCCCCAGAAGUGCAAGAGGUGUCACCUUCUGAUAAGUUCUGUGCUAAUGAGACUGCAGGAAGCUUCUUAAAAGAAGUUGAUCGAGAUAUAGAAGAAAUAGUGAAGUGCAAUGAUACAAAGAGAGAGAAUCUUAAUGAAGUCGUUUCUGCCUUAGCAGCCCAACAGGUCUGUUUUGAAACAGAUGGUAAAGCUAAAAAAUGCAAGGAUCCUUACUAUGGAGCAGACUGGGGCAUUGGAUGGUGGACAGCCGUGGUGAUUAUGUUGAUCAUUGGCAUAGUAACUCCAGUUUUUUACCUCCUCUAUUACGAAGUUCUGGUGAAAGCAGAUGUCAGUCACCACUCAACAAUGGAAUCUUCCCAUUUGUUUGUCACAGCAGCAUCACAGCAGAAAGAAAUGGGAAACGGAAUAAAUCCGGCCAAUGUUGUAAAUGUUGAUAAUCAAGGAGACCUUCAGCCUUAACAACAGGAAACCCCAAGCAACUGUAAUCCAUAGACAUGUAAUGCAUCAUUAGAUAAAGGGGAAACCACAGAAUGCAGGAGGCAUCUGGAACACAAGAGAAAUGCAUCCUGAUGUGUGACUUGCCUUCACGGGCAGUAUUCCAGUACCAGGAUGUUUCUGUACAUCCUGUAGCCUCCGGCUGUGCCUGAGUCAGGCAAUUUUAAUGCAAGAUUGAACUAUAAAUUAAGGUAUACAAUUGUCUCUGAUGCU
Molecule: messenger RNA, 1128 nt
Organism: Indicator indicator
Lineage: Eukaryota; Metazoa; Chordata; Aves; Piciformes; Indicatoridae
Gene: LYSMD3
Product: LysM domain containing 3
Exons: 2
Coding region: 1-879 (292 amino acids)
Biological process (GO): Golgi organization
Cellular component (GO): Golgi apparatus
Source: RefSeq, a predicted model, not a curated record